Molecule: messenger RNA, 648 nt
Organism: Helianthus annuus (common sunflower)
Lineage: Eukaryota; Viridiplantae; Streptophyta; Magnoliopsida; Asterales; Asteraceae
Product: putative receptor-like protein kinase At5g39000
Exons: 1
Coding region: 1-648 (215 amino acids)
Biological process (GO): protein autophosphorylation
Cellular component (GO): plasma membrane; plasmodesma
Molecular function (GO): transmembrane receptor protein tyrosine kinase activity; ATP binding
Source: RefSeq, a predicted model, not a curated record
AUGAAAGUCGUUAUUGGAGAGGGGGGAUUCGGAAAGGUAUACAAAGGUCAAAUGUCUAGUGAAGAUGAUGGUCAUGUUAUGGCCAUUAAACGGCUAGAUUCUAUGUCCGACCAAGGGGAACUUGAGUUUAGAGCGGAGGUCGACAUGCUUUCUAAGUUGCGUCACUGUCACUUGGUGUCUCUCAUCGGUUAUUGUCAUGAAAAGAAGGACAUGAUCCUUGUUUAUGACUUUAUGCCGAAUGGAACCCUUUACCAACAUCUACACAAAGCAGAUAGUGCUCCUUUAAGUUGGUUGAGACGGCUCAAGAUAGCGAUAGGUGUUGCACGUGGUUUGGACUACCUACACACUGGUGUAGGCACCCAACAUGGAGUCAUACAUCAUGAUGUGAAAAGUUCUAACAUUCUUUUAGAUGACAGCUGGGCGGCUAUGAUUUCGGAUUUUGGGUUGUCGAAAAUUGGCCCAACCAAUCAAUUGAUUUCUUACGUUGAUGCAAGUGUGAAAGGCACAUUCGGGUAUCUUGAUCCAGAGUAUUUCUAUACUAGAAAAUUAACAAGGAAAACAGAUGUCUACGCAUUUGGAGUCGUAUUAUUUGAAUUGAUAUCUAGAAGGCUUCCAGUAGACACGAACGCUAUAGGGAGGACAAUGUAG